GUCACUGAGUACGGCUAUUGUAUCUACAGAGACCACCAGACCAUCUCCAUCCAAGAGAUGCCCGAGCGCGCGCCUGCCGGUCAGCUGCCGCGCUCCGUCGACGUCAUCAUGGACGACGACCUCGUUGACCGCGUAAAGCCUGGAGACCGCAUUCAGCUCGUUGGCAUAUACCGCUCGCUCGGCAACCGCAAUGCCGGCUCAGGCAGCUCGACCUUCCGCACGCUCAUCCUCGCCAACAACAUCAUCCUCCUCUCCUCCAAGUCUGGCGGCGGUAUUGCACAAGUCAGCAUCACCGACACCGACAUUCGCAACAUCAACAAAGUCGCAAAGACCAGGCGGCUAUUCGACCUCCUCUCGCAAUCGCUCGCGCCAUCCAUCUACGGGCAUGACUACAUCAAGAAGGCCAUCUUGUUGCUGUUGCUAGGAGGACAGGAGAAGAACCUCGAGAAUGGAACACAUUUGAGGGGAGACAUAAACAUUCUCAUGGUCGGCGACCCGUCGACAGCCAAGUCGCAGUUGCUCCGCUUCGUCCUCAACACCGCGCCUCUCGCCAUCGCCACAACUGGUCGAGGAUCCUCCGGUGUCGGUCUCACAGCUGCCGUCACAUCAGACAAGGAGACUGGCGAGCGUCGUCUGGAAGCUGGUGCCAUGGUCCUAGCCGACCGAGGUGUCGUCUGUAUUGAUGAGUUCGACAAAAUGUCUGAUGUUGAUCGAGUAGCAAUCCACGAAGUCAUGGAGCAGCAGACGGUCACCAUUGCCAAAGCUGGUAUCCACACCUCGCUCAACGCUCGCUGCAGUGUUAUUGCAGCCGCCAACCCCAUCUUCGGCCAGUACGACAUCCACAAGGACCCGCACCGCAACAUCGCCCUGCCCGACUCUCUCCUCUCUCGCUUCGAUUUGCUCUUCGUUGUCACCGACGACAUCGAGGACGCUCGCGACAGACAGAUCUCGGAGCACGUUCUCCGCAUGCACCGAUUUCGCCAGGCGGGUACUGAAGAGGGUGCACCCGUUCGCGAGGACGGUACACAGCUCCUUGGUGUGGGACUCGACACCGAGGCUGAUGCCAAUCGCCCGACAGAAGUGUACGAGAAGUUCAACCCCAUGCUCCACUCUGGAGUCACCAUCACAGUCGGCCGAGGGAGCAGCAAACGAACCGAGGUUCUCAGCAUUCCCUUCAUUAAGAAGUACAUCCAGUACGCCAAGCGUGAGAAGCCAAUCCUCACCAAGGGCGCCGCAGACCACAUCGUCGCAGCCUACUCGGCGCUGCGUAACGAUGAGCUCGACGCGGGCACCCGCCGUACCUCGCCCAUCACUGCACGUACACUGGAAACGCUCAUUCGUCUCUCGACUGCACACGCAAAGUCUCGCCUGUCAAAGAGGGUCGAUCAGAAAGAUGCAGAGGUCGCUGAGCAGAUCCUGCGCUUUGCGCUCUUCAAAGAAGUUGUUGAGGAUGACCGUCGCAAACGUAGGAGGACUGUACGUGAUCCUGACGCCAUGUCUACUGACGAGGGCGAAUCCGACGACGACGACAAGGGUGGAGACGAACAAGAGACCACAGCCACACCUCGCACUGGCGGUCCGCCCACACGCAGUCAACGCACAACGACGGCCACACGCACACCGGCACCCGCUGACGACGAUGAAGAGGAGGACGAUGAGCUUUACCGCGUCACACCUAGGACGCAACGCACAACACAACGCACCACAGGCCGUAAUCAGUCCUCCCGAGCCGGACCCUCGUCACAGGUCAGCGCGGCAUCGUCACGUCCAGAAUCACAGCUCCCAGCCACACAGGACGAUUCCCAGGAGUCGCAAGACCUCGCCCCAGCGCGUCUGCAGGUCUUCCAGACCGCUCUUGGACAGCUCAUCGACGGUCCUCUGUUCGCCAACGAUGCUGCCGACGUCGAGCCACUCGUCGCUGCUGUCAACGCAAGGCUAGGCAGUGGAACUGGGAGGCAUCCGUUCGAUGCCGACGAGGCCGAGAAGGCGCUUGAGACGCUUAGCGAGCGGAACAAGAUCAUGUACUCUGGCGGUAUAGUGUACAAGAUUUAGAUGGGUGGUGUGUUGCAUGACGAUAUGUUGGUGUUAGAGCAGCGUUUUGGAUAGUGCCUUAUAUUGAGCAAUGAGAUACCACGAUUCGAUCUGACACUUUCACAGUGCAAAUGUGUUCCCCUGGCUCAACUGUCACCCUCUCCAUGUCUUUCGGCCGGUAGCCUGUCGAGCUUGUCAUCGUGAACACGUGCGGAUCCGCGGGUACUUGCGAUGACGCGGGUUGAUCCUUGGAGCGACAAAGCCAGAUUGAUGAAGUCGGAUCGAUCAUGCGACUUAGCUCAUUGCCGUACUUUCAACACCACAAUGCGGAUCCGGUCAAAGUAGUCAGCUGCUCCCGACGUGCUUGACUGACUCUGGCCUCGGACGUCAAUCUUUAUGGCUCUUUUCUGUGCCCCUCACGAUGGAGUAAAUGUUGUUCUCGGGCUUACGAGGGUUGCCGUUGGCAUCG
This is a messenger RNA of Didymella exigua CBS 183.55, 2500 nucleotides long. RefSeq names its product MCM-domain-containing protein. NCBI's taxonomy places the organism in Eukaryota, Fungi, Ascomycota, Dothideomycetes, Pleosporales, Didymellaceae. The record is from RefSeq and is a predicted model, not a curated record. Gene Ontology annotation, biological process: mitotic DNA replication initiation; DNA strand elongation involved in DNA replication; double-strand break repair via break-induced replication. Bases 58 to 2052 code for a protein of 664 amino acids. Gene Ontology annotation, cellular component: nucleus; MCM complex. The transcript has a single exon. Gene Ontology annotation, molecular function: ATP binding; single-stranded DNA binding; single-stranded DNA helicase activity.